AUGCGUGAAAAUCGGCGCAAUCAGCUGCUGCCCUGGCGGGGCGGCGGCGGCGGCAGCGGCCAGCUCGUGAUGUGCGGUGUCCUUGUCUUGGCAACAACUUCUCGGGCGCUCAUGACGUCACUGCAGGCCUCCUCGCACCCGCGCAGCUGGUCGUCAUCUGUCCGCACCCAUGGUAGUGGAAGAACUAGCGCGAAAGGCAUCUCCUGCCUGAGGAGCAGCGCUUUCAGCGGCAGCGACUUGUCAGCGACCAUGAUCCAGGGGCGGGCGGCGGGUAGGCAGCAGCAGCGGGGCCGCUACUCCGGCAGCGGAGUCGGGGGAUUGGAAGCGGCUGUUUCGGACGUUUUCCCAAGGUUCAAAAGGCGAAGGAAGGCCUCCGCCGAAGAGAACACGCCUCCUUUGUAUCGCAGCGUCAAGACGACGAUGAGACCUCUGAGAUUGCCGGCUUGGCCGGUCCAAAACGGGUUGAUCUACACGGCCCUGGACUUCUUGCGCCUCCGGAAGCUGGCGCUACACCUGGAGGACCUGUGGGGCGGGCGCGUGGGUGUCCUCCAGCCACCGAACCAAGUGGAAUCCGACCCGUUCAUCAUGCUCGUGCACCACCGACACACGUUCUGGCCCCUGGACCCGUUCCGACCGAUCUCGAAUAUGUUCGUGCCGGAGGGAUUCCCGGCCCACCCGCACCGAGGCUUUCAGACCGUCACGUACGUCAUGAGGGGCGGUAUGGUACACCGGGACUCGAUGGGGCUGAAGCAGCGCUACGGCGCGAACGCGGUGCAGUGGAUGAGCGCCGGAAGGGGUAUCCUUCAUGAGGAGAUGUGGGACAUCAAGGACAAGUGGGAGAAGGCGGACAUGGAGCUAUACCAGAUCUGGGUGAACCUCCCAAGCUCGCUCAAGAUGACGAGGCCGCGUAUUCAGCUGGCGGGAGAGGGGACGGGGUCUCCCCUCCCGGUGGCGACGCCUUCCAAGGGAACCGAGGUCAUCGUCUUGUGCAACGAGACAUCUCCCGUGGAGACCAUGCAGCCCCUGUCGAUGCUGCACGUGAAGAUGAAGGUCGGGGCCGAGCCGUGGGCGCACCACGUGCCCUGGGGCCACCACUGCCUUAUCUACGUGCGGCGAGGGGACCUGACCGUCGUCCCCACCGAGGAGGGCUACUACGAGGGAGACGAGGACCGAGAACCGCAGCUUGUUCCUACCGCUACCGCCGUCUCGUUGGAGGACGACGGCGACUACGCGAGGUUCGAGAACAGGGGGAAGGAAGAUCUGGACUUCAUGCUCAUCGAGGCCGAGCCGACGCGGGAGAGCAUCGCAACGCGGGGCUCGAUGGUGAUGAACACGGAGAAGGAGUGCGACAAGGCUUACAGAGACUUCAGCGAAGGGUUCUUUGGGGUACCGUGGGACAACCGCCUCAACGACGACGAAUGGAGAGAGUACGUCCAGGGGGCUGGUGGGAAGAGAACAGGCUACAGGAGCGACGAGCGAUGAGUUUGCGGUCCUAUUUUUCCCGGGUCUGCUCGCAUUUUUGAAGCUGUUUUCUCCAUAGAAUUCGUGCCAUAGGCCAGCUUGGACACGAGCCCCUGCUU
Messenger RNA from Ectocarpus sp. CCAP 1310/34, 1580 nucleotides. The record is from the annotation of a GenBank genome assembly. NCBI's taxonomy places the organism in Eukaryota, Phaeophyceae, Ectocarpales, Ectocarpaceae.